Molecule: messenger RNA, 2823 nt
Organism: Cavenderia fasciculata
Lineage: Eukaryota; Evosea; Eumycetozoa; Acytosteliales; Cavenderiaceae
Exons: 6
Coding region: 1-2823 (940 amino acids)
Biological process (GO): regulation of plasma membrane sterol distribution; sphingolipid metabolic process; intracellular sterol transport
Cellular component (GO): Golgi apparatus; cortical endoplasmic reticulum
Source: RefSeq, a predicted model, not a curated record
AUGAUUUGCAUUGAAUGUGGUAGACCGGUAAACGAUGUCUACAAAGAGUUUGGUAAAUCGGGUAGUGGAAAUAUUAGAUUAACAAGAUGUUCUCAUUGUCAUCAAAUAGCAGAUAAAUAUGUAGAGUUUGAUUUCAUUAUUGUAUUUCUAGACUUAUUCCUUCAUAAACCUCAAGCAUAUAGACACCUUUUAUUUAAUAGACAAUUAUAUAGAGAUUUUGGAAUAUCUAUACAAUAUGUAAAGGUUUUAAUAGUAUAUAUAUUUUUCGAGUCAUAUAUUAAAUGGUUAAGAUUAAAAGAAGAUUGCGAAUAUACACAACCAAAGAGUGCAUUUUAUUAUUAUGAUUGGCAAGAUGACGUACCCUAUGAUAGAUACUGGUUUAUAUUUUUGACGGCGAUUGCAGAGUUUGCGUUAUAUGCUCUGUCGAUUGUACUAGCAGUCAAACUUAUAUACUCUUCUCGAUACGCAAUCAUCAAAUACAACUAUCUAUUAAUGGCAAUCAUUCUAUCAAGUUUUGGAAAAGGUUUCCUUAUUUUAAUGAUGAUUUGGGAUUAUCCAUUUAGUUUUGGAACCAUCCUAAAUGUUUUUGUUUUAACUUCAAAUGUUGUUGCAAUUAAAGAGAGUCAUGGAGAAUUAGAAAAAUACUCUAUAGAGUUUAAUCGUUAUGAUGAUUGGUUCAAGGCAAAGGAUAUCUUGACACAUAACCAUUAUAGUCUGCUAGUUGACAAGAUUAGUCGUGGUUGUCCACUCUACUUUUCAGCUGAGGCAAUCGAUUUGGUGUGCGAGAAGAUGUCUGAUUAUGACCAGUUUCGAGUGGUCUAUGACAAGUACCAACACCGAUUCUACAAGGAUGAUCUUAUCAGAUUGGCGUGUCAAGCUGGAAACCUAGAGAUUAUCAAGUUGUUGGUGGCACAACAAAACCCAACCAAACUCAACCUAGACGACAAAUGUUAUGUGGGUGCUGCCAAAGGCAAACAUUUGCAUGUAAUGGAUUAUCUAUUAAAGGAAAAGUGUGUUUCACCACGUGACAAGGAUGGUACUAUCGUCGAGCAGAUCCUAUUGUCUAGUUUGUCACAUCUAAACGAUGCAUCGGUGUUUAACUGGUUUGUCACUCACUUUGGAGCGGCUACAGUGUCACGGUCAAUGAAUGGAAAACACUGGUUACACUUUUUGUAUCGGUUGGGAUGUAUGCAAGUGUUUAAAGAGUUUAGCGGUGUCUUGGCAACCACCUUUUGCGAGACAACAGAGUUUGGACAUGAAAAGAUUAUAAAAGAGAUUGCUAGACACUCGUUGGACAAGAGGGUAGAGUUGGCAUGUCACUUUGCAAAAAUCCAACAAGAAGAGGUUGCUGUGAUCAGAAUGUCACUUGCACAAUUCCAUCCCAACUUGUCGUCGUCGCCAUUAUUAUUGGAAGAGUUGGUGUAUCAUCAUUUAAUCACGAUAUACUCUAAAACAUUCUUUCUAAAUAAUUUGGUAGAGUUGGAGAUACGCACACUUGGUCCGGAUCGAUGCAGUCUUGAUUAUUUGGCCAAACUUAUUUAUACCAAGUAUCCCGAUGUCUCUGUCCCCAUCAACAACAAUAAUAAUAAUAAUAAUAAUAAUAAUAAUGGUGACACACUACCACAUCCACCACCGUUGGCACCACCAAUAUCCCCUCAAGCUGGAUCGAUACAACUGAGAUCAUUCUUGGGUGCACUAUUUAAACAUUGUACCAAAGACCAAAUCAUCACAAUUUUAAAAAAGAUUAAUCAACUAGACAUUGAACAACGUACAAGUUUUUCUCUACCUGACCCUACUACUACCUUUGAUGAUAUAUGUCAAUUUAAUAGAGAAGAGAUACAAUGGUUAUUUGGGUUGGCAAGCAAGAGAGAUGCGAGUAAUGGGACGUUGGAGAUUAUAGACUGGUUGUACAAGAUGGCGACUACCAAGGCUGUUCGUCUGAUCGAUCGGAUUAAAGGAAAGGUAGUGUCAUUUGAGGUGCUCAAGAUGCUAUGCAACCUCGAGUGGAGUGCAUGGUACUAUAUCAUUGACCACCAACACUUCCAAGUUACUCGAGAGGCAUUUGACUUUUUAUUUGACAGUCACCAGACCAACAAAGCACUAGCCUACGGCAACACCAGCGAUGCAAGAGUACGUAACUUGGAGAUGGAGUAUCUCUUGUCGGGUGUAUGUGCCAAUGCCGACUUUAAAUCAAUCGAUCGAUACCACGCUGCCUACGGAUCAGACUUGAUGCGAAUUAAUUUGGUAAACAAAGGAUAUCGAGCAAUCGAUUAUAUUAUCACUAAACUUAAUGUUCAAGAGUUAGAGUUGGUUAGUCACAGUCAUUACAGUUUGAUUGGUAAAAAGGGACUUGUCUCUUUAAUUGAUUACCUACCAAACUUUCAUCAAUCCAAUUUAGUCAUGGUUACAGCAGCCACCAAAUACUGUAGACUAGAGUUUCUUAGACAUGUCAACUUUGUCAAAGUAUAUCCAGACAUUCAAUCGAUUACGUGUGUAGAAGUGCUCCACCACAUCAUCAAGCAUUGUCCUCAUAUUUCCUUUACCGUCAUUGUACAUGCCCUUGUGUUUGCCAACCGUGUAGACACCCUCCUCUACAUUGUCCAGAAUCCAGAGUUGUUCCCGUGCGCUCCAAACGAUCUAUUCCUCUCUCUAGACUCUUUUAGAGCACUCAAUCAAGAGUCACUCAGCGAUGACAUUAGAUUCUUUCUCAAAGAAUACUUUUCCAAACAUACCAAAACACUUCUUGCCAACUCUAAAAAGAAAGCAAGCUAUCAAUCAAAUUGUAAUAUAAUAUCUGAAUUUACAAUGAAAUGUGAUUGUUGA